AGACGUGGGGUUGGCGGUGAGGCCGGCGGCGGUAGUUGGGGUUGGGUGGGAGGAGAUCCUUUCCGCACACACGAGGAAGGUUGAGCCGCUGUCGACCCGGUCGCGAGUGCUCAGUCUGGACUGUAGCUGCUGCCCAGGACGCCGGCGAGUGAGUCGUUGGUCGCCAGCUCCCCAGUCUUGCCACCUUCCCUGGGUCAUUGCGGCCUGCUCCUCCCCGGUCGGCCGCCCCCGCCUCCAUUUCCCGCCCUCUCUUCACCACACACACGGCCCCCCCGAUCAUGGAUCCCAGCAGCGGCGGUGGCGGCGGAGGCGGCGGCGGCGGCGGCGGCGGGAGCAGCAGCAGCAGCAGCGACUCUGCGCCCGACUGCUGGGACCAGACCGAUAUGGAGGCUCCCGGGCCCGGGCCUUGCGGCGGUGGCUCCAUGGCCGCGGUGGCCGAGGCCCAGCGUGAGAACCUCAGCGCGGCUUUCAGCCGGCAACUCAACGUCAACGCCAAGCCCUUCGUCCCCAACGUCCACGCCGCGGAAUUCGUGCCGUCUUUCCUGCGAGGUCCGGCCCAGCCGCCGCUAUCCCCGGCUGGCGCGGCCGGCGGUGACCACGGAGCGGGCAGCAGCGCGGGAGGCCCUUCGGAACCUGUGGAGUCCUCUCAAGAGCAGUCAUUGUGUGAAGGUUCAAAUUCUACUGUUAGCAUGGAACUUUCAGAACCUGUUGUAGAAAAUGGAGAGACAGAAAUGUCCCCAGAAGAAUCAUGGGAGCACAAAGAAGAAAUAAGUGAAGCCGAGCCAGCGGGUGGUGGUUCCUCAGGAGAUGGAAGGCCACCAGAGGAAAGCACCCAAGAAAUGAUGGAGGAGGAAGAAGAAAUACCAAAACCUAAGUCAGUGGUGGCACCACCAGGCGCUCCUAAGAAAGAGCACGUAAAUGUAGUGUUCAUCGGGCAUGUGGAUGCUGGCAAGUCAACCAUUGGAGGACAAAUAAUGUAUUUGACUGGAAUGGUCGACAAAAGAACACUUGAGAAAUAUGAACGAGAAGCUAAAGAAAAAAACAGAGAAACUUGGUACUUGUCUUGGGCCUUAGACACAAAUCAGGAAGAGCGAGACAAGGGUAAAACAGUAGAGGUGGGCCGUGCCUAUUUUGAAACGGAAAAAAAGCAUUUUACAAUCCUAGAUGCUCCUGGCCAUAAGAGUUUUGUCCCAAAUAUGAUUGGUGGUGCCUCUCAAGCUGACUUGGCUGUACUGGUAAUCUCAGCCCGGAAAGGAGAGUUUGAAACUGGAUUUGAAAAAGGAGGACAGACAAGAGAACAUGCGAUGUUGGCAAAGACAGCAGGUGUCAAACACUUAAUCGUGCUUAUUAAUAAGAUGGAUGAUCCAACAGUAAACUGGAGCAAUGAGAGAUAUGAAGAAUGCAAAGAGAAAUUAAUACCAUUUUUAAAGAAAGUUGGCUUCAAUCCCAAAAAGGACAUUCAUUUUAUGCCCUGCUCAGGACUGACAGGAGCAAAUCUUAAAGAGCAAUCAGAUUUCUGUCCUUGGUACAUUGGCUUACCAUUUAUUCCAUAUCUGGAUAAUUUGCCAAACUUCAAUAGAUCAGUUGAUGGACCAAUCAGGCUGCCAAUUGUGGAUAAGUACAAGGAUAUGGGGACUGUGGUCCUGGGAAAGCUGGAAUCUGGAUCCAUUUGUAAAGGCCAGCAGCUCGUAAUGAUGCCCAAUAAGCACAAUGUGGAGGUCCUUGGAAUACUUUCUGAUGAUGUAGAGACGGACUCUGUAGCUCCAGGUGAAAACCUCAAAAUCAGACUGAAAGGGAUUGAAGAGGAAGAGAUUCUUCCAGGAUUCAUCCUCUGUGAUCUUAACAAUCUUUGUCAUUCUGGACGCACAUUCGAUGCCCAGAUAGUGAUUAUAGAGCACAAGUCCAUCAUCUGCCCAGGGUAUAAUGCGGUGCUGCACAUUCACACCUGUAUCGAGGAAGUCGAGAUAACGGCCUUAAUCUGCUUGGUAGACAAAAAAUCAGGAGAAAAAAGUAAGACUCGACCCCGUUUUGUAAAGCAAGAUCAAGUAUGCAUUGCUCGUCUAAGGACAGCAGGGACCAUCUGCCUGGAGACCUUUAAGGACUUCCCUCAGAUGGGACGUUUUACCUUAAGAGAUGAAGGUAAGACCAUUGCGAUUGGGAAAGUUCUGAAACUGGUCCCAGAGAAAGACUGAGCAUCUCCUUGAUGACCCUGCACAGUACUGUGAGGAGAACUGACUGCAAAAGCCUACUUCACACCGCCUUCUCUCACUUUCUGCCCAUUGACAAACCUCUCCCCAUAUUUUGCAAAGAAAAUUCCCAGCAAAAGUCCACAUCAUGUCAGCUUUCUCAUAUUGAGAGCUUGGCUAUGCCAGUUUGACUUCCCCAAGAGUUUGCCCCACAAACUUUGCUUCCUUGGACACAUUUGGCAAUAGCUUUGUAAGUGAUGUGGACAUGAUUGCCUACAAUAAGGAAACCUACAGGAAGUUUUUUAUUUUUCAUUUUCCCCUUAGGCAUAGUUAGUCUUUUUCUCCCCAGGCAGAUCAUUCUGAGUGUGCAAGUGUGUGUGCACAUGUUAAAAAGACAACUACCAUGUUAAUAAAAUAUUCAAUUUGAAACCCU
Messenger RNA from Rattus rattus (black rat), 2619 nucleotides. It is a transcript of the gene Gspt1, whose product is annotated as G1 to S phase transition 1. The record is from RefSeq and is a predicted model, not a curated record. Bases 279 to 2192 code for a protein of 637 amino acids. Gene Ontology annotation, molecular function: GTPase activity; GTP binding; translation release factor activity. Gene Ontology annotation, biological process: translation. NCBI's taxonomy places the organism in Eukaryota, Metazoa, Chordata, Mammalia, Rodentia, Muridae. Gene Ontology annotation, cellular component: translation release factor complex. The transcript is spliced from 15 exons.